AUGACUGUAUCACUCAUGAAUACCGCUGACUCGUUGGUCGACUGCUGCAAACAGUGGCCCAAGUAUCCCCGCCACUUACUACAGCCGUGCCACAGACAGAGUGUACUUGAUGAUUACCGCUUGCGCCUUGAUAAACCAAAGACGAAGCUUUUUGAUGCCGACGAGGAAAAUAUACAUUUCCUCGAGCCUCAGGGUUCUUUGUGCGGGUACAAGGAAACGACAAUCGCUGGCACAGCUGAUCUCGAGAAGCAUCUUGGACAGAAUAGCGAAGAGCCUCAUUAUUGUAUGAUCCUUCUACCAAAUUCCUGCCAGCUUCCUGGACUUUCUGUUUACUUUCGGCCAGAGCACGGAACCCUUGGAUUAUUAUAUGACAGGCUUCAAUGGCUCCGACACCCUGGAUUCUCCAAAGAGCGACAUUGUCGAAAUUCCCAAGUUGGGGGGCGCUCUGGUCGGGAACACGUUGUGCAAUACCUCCUGCGCUCUGUUGAGAGUUCUGUAAAGAAAGAUAAGGUAACCUGGAAUAUUCGCCAAAUGGCUGUCCAUCACAAGUAUGACUUCAUUACGGGGAAAGCAUUGUGGCUCAACAUUAAAGCCAACUCUAUUAUGCAAGAUAGGCUCAAGGAAUCGAUCACUCAUGACUCAAAGUUCAACCCGACAUUAGCAAAGGGCCUGCCAUUGUCUUUAGCUGCUACGUUGAUGACACAUCUCGUGCAUAUCGACUGGUGUGAUGAGUCCUGGCGACAAUGCAUUAAUGAUUUAGAGGAGAAGAUACGCGUUGUUCUACAAAAAGCAAAGACAGCGUCUGUCGGUCAGCAGCCUGAUUUGCAUGCAGCCGCCGUGAGAGCCUUGACUAGCAGAACUGAUACUGCAGCAUUUGGCGCACCGGAGAAGCCUACUUCACCGAGCUCUGCAUGUUUCAAACCAUACGAAGCUAUUGGAAAGCCACUCACAUCGUAUCUGCACUCAGCCCUGGGCAAAUCAUCGCCAAAAGCGCAUGCAACCCCCUUGCUUCCUCUAGCGCCCAAAACUGCUGCGGCCGCAAUGACCGAGACCGACGACAAUCUAGCCAAGCGUCUCAAGAGCCUCAAGGUACUAGAGACAUUCUCUGUGGAGGAUUUGCAACAUCUCCAUUAUCUCGGUGAACAGCUAGAGAACUUUCGCUUAGUGAUGCUGUUAAACAGCCAGACGCUGCGAGACAUCUCUGAGCAUUACCAAGACCUGACGACCCGAGACAACUUCCCUCCAGAACAGAAAGCGGAAUGCGAGCGAAACGUGACUUCAUUUGCGCGCCGAGUGGAGCGCAUAAGAAAAAACCUAGAAAUUCGGGUUACACAGAUUGAAUCACUGCGGGCUUGGCUGCAGGAGGGAAAGACACUGCUUGAGGGAAUACUGCAGUAUCGCAGCGUGCAGGUCAGCCACAUUUUCACCGAGAGCUCCCAUAGCCAGUCAGCCAAGAUGGAGCGGAUCGCAUACAAGACAGAACAAGAAACCAUCUCGAUGCAUAUCAUAACGUGUGUCACACUUGCUUUUCUGCCUGGCACAUUUGUGGCUGCUUUCUUCCAGAGCGGACUGAUUGAUGUAAAUCAGGCUGCGACUGAUGUUCAGGAAGCGGUCAGCUUCCAUCCGGGAGCCUUCAAGCUUUUUGCUGCCAUAUGCUUUCCUUUGAUGUUCCUCACAUUCAUCCUUUGGGUAGUUUUGUUCAAAUUCCUAGCAAGUAGAGCGAGGAAGAGAGUGAUGGAGGAUAAUGUUCAAAUCGUCUGA
Molecule: messenger RNA, 1761 nt
Organism: Fusarium oxysporum Fo47
Lineage: Eukaryota; Fungi; Ascomycota; Sordariomycetes; Hypocreales; Nectriaceae
Exons: 5
Coding region: 1-1761 (586 amino acids)
Source: RefSeq, a predicted model, not a curated record